AUGGCUCGUAUUAACGAGAGCACUAACCAGCGUAUUGAGCUCGACGAUAGGGUCUCAAUUUCCGCCGAUUUUCCCGCUGGCAGCGCCAUUAGCCCCGCGACGCAAGCGCGGCGGCGCUUCAUAGAGGACAAGGGCGCGGGGGAUAACGUGGCGGCGGAGCGGGCGGAGAUGCUUGCGCGCGUGCUUGCGCCCAGUGGAGACUACCUUCCGCGGAUCAAGCUCGGCGCGGCAGGGGGGGCUGAGGAAGCUUCAGCGGGGUGGUCUGUCCGCUGCACGCGCAUGCCCACGCUCCCGUCACACACCCCACACGCUUCUCAUGCACCCCACACGUUUCACGAACCCCUCACACUCAUACACCCGUUUCCGUCUAUCCCUUCUGCACUGCGCUUUUCCUACCUCUCUGCCCUCACUCGCUCUCUCCCCUCUCCGUCUUUCUCAACCCUCUUCCUCACUCGCACCCCUCUUCCUCACUCUCACCCCUCUUCCUCACUCUCACCCCUCUUCCGCACUCACCCCUCUCUCACUCUCACCAUUCUCCCUGACUCGCUCCCCGCGGGGCAAUUCCUCCUGUCCCUCUCGCCGCAUUUGCCAAGCCAUUAUCCGGUGCUGGGUCACUAUGCAGUGGAGGAAGCGCCUCACAACGACUUGCGCCCUGUGAUGGGCGAUGGCAGUGUGCAGCUGCGCACGGCAGCAGCACGCUCGUUCCUGUCCAUGCAGGACGCUGCCAGGCGGGAUGGCAUCUUCCUCACGCCCCUCUCCGGAUUCCGGUCAGUGCGGGACCAGCAGUCAGUGUUCUAUGGAGUGAAGGCAGCGCGCAACCAGAACAUCAGACAGCGAGCCAAGGUGUCGGCCCCACCGGGCUUCAGUGAGCAUCACACGGGCUAUGCUCUCGACAUCGGGGAUGCCAACUCGCCUGCCACGCAUCUUGAGUUUGGUACGAUUGGAGAUUGCUGGCUGACAGAAUGUAUGUUGGUGCAACAUGGACUCUGA
This is a messenger RNA of Closterium sp. Naga37s-1, 990 nucleotides long. Lineage: Eukaryota; Viridiplantae; Streptophyta; Zygnematophyceae; Desmidiales; Closteriaceae. The record is from the annotation of a GenBank genome assembly.